AUGGCCAACAUUCUCUUUCCUUUCAUUGUGUGCAUGGUUGCUCUCGCUGAAUUGACUCUUGCUCAAAAUGUUUAUCUCAACACCAAUACACAAAUCACUCUUAGCUAUUCCUCCUAUACUGUUACCAUUCCUCGAAAUGGUCGAGUGGUGGGUACCCUCACCUUGUCUGCUUCCUCUGCGUCAUGUACCAUUUCCUUUUACACACCACGCUACAAGUAUCAGCCCUUCAACUUGAAAAAAGUUAGCUCAUCCGACCGAACUUUUGAACUCUCAUUGAUUCCAGAUCCAGCAGACUCGAAUCAAGAUUUUACCUUUAAUACUGGAUUGUUUGAAUCAUGUACAUUGAAUGUGAUCUUUAGAACUCAAUCUCAACUACAAAUUGGAGAUAGACCUUCGUAUUAUACCACCUUGGCUUAUAAUUUUCAACAAAGUCUUGAUCUUAAUAGUCUUGUCAAUCCAUCGAGAAGACUGGAAGCUCUCAUUCCACCAGGAUAUAAGGCCGAAGGUUCCUUCUCAGCUUUGAGUACAACCAAAGACUCUUGUCGAGUGACACUGGUUUCUAAAGAAACUCAAUUUGCUCAAUUCUCAACUAAUCCAACGUAUGAAUUUAGUUUCAAGCUCGUACCAGAUUCAGCCGAUUCCUCUCAACAAUUUUACAUCACCACUGAAACUACAUCCUCAGUCUCGACUUGUUAUGGUACAUUCCUUGUUCAAUUACAACCUGUAACCAGCAGUGAUGUUCCUUCUCUGAGAGGAGCUGUAACUUCUGGUGGUGUCAAUGUUGGAGGUAUUGUGGGAGGUAUCGUUGGAGGAAUUGUGAUGUGUAUUUGUUUGACAGCCAUUGUGAUUGGAAUUAUUGUGUUCUUAUGUGGAGGUUGUUGCUGUGCUUUGGGUGCUGCAGGAGCUGCUGCUGGUGCCGGUGUUGGAGUUGCUGCUGCUGCUGCUACCAAGGUAUAA
Naegleria lovaniensis is the source of this 957-nucleotide messenger RNA. RefSeq lists its product as uncharacterized. Lineage: Eukaryota; Heterolobosea; Eutetramitea; Acrasida; Naegleriidae. The record is from RefSeq and is a predicted model, not a curated record. Bases 1 to 957 code for a protein of 318 amino acids. The transcript is spliced from 2 exons.